AGCCAGCGCGGCGCGGUCCCCCACCCUGCCUGCCCCUGACUGACCGUUGCCCAACCUCGCCGUCCCAAUCAGACGAACCCCCCUCUUCUCCCUCCUCCCUCUCCUCCCUCCCUCACUCCCAAAUCGACCGCCGGAGGGAACAUGGCGAGGACCCUCGACGGCUGCUACUCCACCAACACCAAGGACGUCGCCUACAGUUGUGGAUACUGUGGCUAUGCAUUAAACUUGAGCUCCUCAACGCGGAACACAGCGAACAUUGGAUCAAAGUACGGCAAGCAGAUCAGGAAAGGUGUCGUCUCAUUCUUUGCAAUCGACGAGAGCCGGUUCACACAAACUGAUGAGGUGAGCUGCAUGCCAUACUUCCGCUCAAGGUGUUCCUGGGGUUUCUUCAGAAAGAGGACACGGUUGCUCUGCCGCAAGUGUGGUGGUCAUAUUGGCGAUUCAUAUGAGGACAAGGAUUCCCCCUUGUAUGACAGCUUAGAUGACACACACCUGAGCUCUGCGGGAAGUCGAAAGAAAUAUGUCAUCAAGAUUAAUGCACUACAGCCCUCGUCAGACGACUCUGGUGUUCCCUUCAGUCUGUGACAGCAAGCUGAACUGAUGUAAUGUGUACCAGGAAAAGUCUGACCGCUCUACUCUAUACCGGACUGAUACUGUGAAUCAGGGUUUAUGCAGCACCAAGAUCUUGAUACUGUUGAGAGCUUUUGAGGGGAAUUUUCCAUCUCCACCUUGUUUCAGUCAACUUGCUGCCCACACUUGAUAGUGAUUUAUUGUUUUCCUCCUGGACUGGUGUGUGUAUAUUUUAAACAGGAGCACCAGAUUUUGAGUGUUAUACAUAUAAAUGAGGGUCAUUUUGUUGUGUACAUGUGUCUAUCUUGCCUUCAGAGUAUUUGCUCCCUGGUUUGUUGUGAUAUUUAGUCAUGGUCUUGUAUCAAGCGUUCAGUUCCAUAAAUAGGCGUGUGUGAAGAUGAUCACGCGUGAGUGUCCAAGUCUACCAGUAUACAAGGAAGAAUGUACUCCGUACGUAAUACUGCGAUCUUCAGUUAUUCUGUAAGGAGCAGGCAUUCAUUGUAUAUUUCAGUUGGCCAAUAGCAGAUCAGUCGCUAA
This is a messenger RNA of Brachypodium distachyon (stiff brome), 1107 nucleotides long. RefSeq lists its product as uncharacterized. Lineage: Eukaryota; Viridiplantae; Streptophyta; Magnoliopsida; Poales; Poaceae. The transcript is spliced from 2 exons. The coding region runs from base 142 to 585 and encodes 147 amino acids. The record is from RefSeq and is a predicted model, not a curated record.